CAAGCGUGCAAGAUAGGCAAACAGUUGACCUUUGCUCUCAGUCAAACAAACCACUCGGUACCGCCGUUCACUCACCGUAAAGCAAUUCUUGUCAUUCUUCUCUCAUCAUGUCUCUACACGACACAGCAAGCGCUGAAAACGAUACUAAAGUGAAAGAGAUGGACGUGCCGGUGCGAUUAGCAUGGGGAAAUGUGAUUACAGUGAGCCUCCUGCAUUUGGCAGCUUUCUACGGAUUCUACCUGCUGCUCAGUGGUCGCAUUUAUUUCUACACGUUCCUCUUUUUCUUUCCACCUUAUUGGCUUGCUGGUCUCGGCAUCACCGCCGGCGUGCACCGUCUGUGGUCUCACCGCUCGUACAGCGCGUCAUUCGGAUUGAGACUUUUCCUCAUGAUUUGUAACUGCAGUGCAAUGCAGACGCAUAUAUACGAGUGGAGUCGGGAUCAUCGAACGCAUCACAAGUUCUCGGAUACGAACGCGGAUCCGUACAACGCGAGGAGGGGGUUCUUUUUCUCCCACAUGGGGUGGGUGGUGUGUCGCAAGCACCCGGAUGUGAUAAAAAAGGGCCGCACUAUUGAUAUGUCGGAUCUGGACGCUGAUCCUGUUGUUGUGUUUCAGAAGAAGUAUUAUAUACUUUUGGCUCCUUUCUUUGGAAUCAUUCUACCGACUUUCAUUCCUCUUUUGUGGAAUGAAUAUUUUAGUCAUGCGUUCUUCAUCACCAUGCUCCGUUAUGUUUCCAGUCUCCAUCAGACUUGGCUUGUGAAUAGUGCCGCCCACAUGUAUGGAAACAAACCAUACGACAAGAACAUCAACCCAACAGAAAACUCGCUUGUCAGUUGGCUAACGAUUGGCGAAGGAUUCCACAAUUACCAUCAUUGCUUCCCUAAAGAUUAUCGUGCCAGUGAAUACGGAUUCACAGUCCUCAGUUUCACAACAUUCUUUAUUGACUGCUGUGCAUGGCUUGGAUUGGCCUCAAACUGCAAGCCGACACCGAGGGAUAUGAUCGAACGAAGACGAAUGCGGACGGGACAUCAUGGAUAAAUCAACAGGAACACGUAGAUGCUAAUCGAGUGCAAUGUAGUGCUUAUAACUGUUUAGUAAACAGCGUGGUUAUGACAUUUGUAUGUUCAGUCUAUAGUAUUAAAAUAUGUUGGAUUGUUUGACUACACAAUAUACUGUUGCAUUUGAUAUUAAUAAUAAAUCAAUUAUCACA
Molecule: messenger RNA, 1209 nt
Organism: Corticium candelabrum
Lineage: Eukaryota; Metazoa; Porifera; Homoscleromorpha; Homosclerophorida; Plakinidae
Product: acyl-CoA Delta12-desaturase-like
Exons: 1
Coding region: 108-1037 (309 amino acids)
Biological process (GO): unsaturated fatty acid biosynthetic process
Cellular component (GO): endoplasmic reticulum membrane
Molecular function (GO): stearoyl-CoA 9-desaturase activity; iron ion binding
Source: RefSeq, a predicted model, not a curated record